UAAACGUUCACACCGGCGUUGAGUGUGUCAAUCAAAAGUCUCUCUCUAAUUCGUCCGGUAUAUUUCAAUACACUUAUUUAUUUUUGAUUAAUAUUCCUGAACAAUGCAACUGCAUGCGAAUCGCUAAAUAGACGAUAACAAAGUUACUGACAAAAACAAUAAAUACAGCACAAAAUGCAGUUGGGCUCAAAGUUACAUGUAUACAAGGGCGAAUGGGGGCUGCCGUCUAUAGAUUUCGAAUGUAUGCGUGCUUUGUGUCUACUGCGUUUCACCCGCUGUCCAAUGGAAAUUGAAACAAACACAAAUCCUUUGCGUUCGGGCGCUGGGAAACUACCGUAUCUACAGAUUGGCAAUGAUAAAUUUCAUGGAUAUAAAGAUAUAAAGCGAAUACUGGAUCUUGAGGGUUAUCCGGUCGAUGCGCAUUUAAAUACGAAACAAAAGCAUCUGUCCAUUACAUACUCGAAUUGGGUAUUCACACAACUGCAUGCCUACUAUCAUUAUUACCUAUACGGUGAACCACACAACUAUGAUACGAUGACUCGUGGCCUGUACGCUAAGCGUACACCAUUCCCAUUCAAUUUCUAUUAUCCUUCAACGUAUCAGCGACAAGCAAGCGAUGUGGUACAGGUGCUGGGAGGCUUUGAUAUAAACGAUAAGCUGGAAAAGCAUGAGGGUGACUAUCUUGCGGCUAAUGCGAAAAAGUGUGUUAAUUUACUUUCUCGUAAGUUGGGACGAAAAGUCUGGUUCUUUGGUGAUACGUACAGCGAAUUGGAUGCAAUUGUCUAUAGUUAUUUAGCAAUUAUCUACCACAUAACACUGCCCAAUAAUCCACUACAAAAUCACAUAAAAGGCUGUCAAAACCUAGUGAAUUUCAUUAAACGCAUCACCAAGGAUAUAUUCCGGAAUGAAUGCUAUAGUUCCAUCAAACUAACAAAAGCACCCAGCCAAUCGGAAACAACGCUAUCGGCAUCGGAGCGUAAAUUCACGGAGACGGAUCUGAACACAAAGAUUAUCGCUGGCGUCGGCGCCAUGCUGGCGAUGGGCGCAUUUGCAGCUUGGCGAGGCAUUUACACUCAGUUAACACGGUCGUCAACGGAUUACGAUGGCAUCGACUACGAGGACGACGAUAUGGAUGAAGUGUUGGAUUAGGUACAGUUCUGUAGAUAUAUAGUAACAACAAUCGAUGUAUAUUUAUAAAACAACGCUGGAAGAAGAGUGAAAUCGAAAAGCACAGCAGUCAUUUUUCCAUAUGAACUAUUUAAAAGAAAGAAAAAAACAAAAAACAUAUUAAUGUACAUACGAUUUGAAACUAUAUAAAUUAUUAAUGCGCCCUAAACUAUUUGUCAUUGUUUUUAAAACUAUUUACCUAUAUGAAAUUGUAUGUUAUAAAAACGAAACAAAACAAGCAGCAACCAAAACGUAAUAA
Messenger RNA from Drosophila hydei, 1426 nucleotides. Its product is annotated as metaxin-1 homolog. The record is from RefSeq and is a predicted model, not a curated record. The transcript is spliced from 5 exons. NCBI's taxonomy places the organism in Eukaryota, Metazoa, Arthropoda, Insecta, Diptera, Drosophilidae. The coding region runs from base 175 to 1149 and encodes 324 amino acids. Gene Ontology annotation, biological process: mitochondrion organization. Gene Ontology annotation, cellular component: SAM complex.